UCAAUAACAUAUUAAAUUAUUUACUAUAAUAAAAUUAAAGUUACUAUCUCAUACUCAUCAUAAAUAUGUUGCCCGAGGAAUCUUUUUUUAUUUAAAACUGCCAAAUAUCGUGUCGUAAUAAUUGCGUGUUUAUUUUAUUUGUUCUUAAUUACUAUUUACUUUCAUCUUUUGUAGAAUGAGAUGGCUACUUUAUUAGAAAAUUCCAAAGGAAUGACUGAUUCAGAAGCUCACUUAUUAUCAUUUAGCCUUGAUAAUUUAGAAAUUGAUCCUACCAGACCUUAUAGAUACCCAGGAAAUUCUUUUGAGAAAGAUAAAGACAAUGAUAAUAAAGAAUCAAAUCAAUCAGAAUGUGUCAUCUGUCGUUGUAUGGAGAGAAAAUCAUUGAAUUGUGUUUUUCCUCGGGUAAAAAAUUCUGAACAGCCUUUAAAAGAAUGUAUUCUUAGACCACCAAAAUUAAAUAGAGCUGAUAAAUGCAAGCAACAAUAUGCUGCAGCAUCACCUGUUCCUAUUAUGAGAAAACAUCGUCGUAAGCAUUCAAAUCGUAAACGGUUAACAGAUCAUGAAUUUUUAUCUGAUUUUUCUUUAAACAAUAACAACAAUGAGUGUACCAAUGUAAUACCUUGUAGUGAUGAUGUUACUAUUGAUGAGCUAGCAAGUUAUUUUGAAGAUUUAGUUCACAUUCCUAAAAAAAUGUCUGAUAUGGCUGAGCUAAUGUACAAUUAAAAUGUAUUUAUAUUGUAUAUAAAAUAAAUAUUUUAUCUUAUUAGUUCUGUUAACUUGUUUUAUCAACUUUUUAAACUUGAUAAAUUAACAAUUCUUAAAAAAAAAUUGUAUUUUGUUAAUUAAAAGUAAAUUGUUAUAUUAUAGAAUUAUAUUUUUUCUUAUAUCUAUGUCUACAGAGUUUUUGAUACUUUUAAAGACUAUUGUUAUUAGCUUAAAUUAUUUAAAACGGUAGUAUUAUUAGACUAUUAAUAUCAUGGUGAUGAAUUGUGUGUGUGUGUGUGUAAUUAAAUUAAUAAUAUAAUAGAAAUAUUAAUUUAAUUUAAAACUUUCAGUUUAAUAAAUUCACUUAUUUAGUACUAUAAAUUUGUGUUAUACAUACUUGUUAAAAGAAAUAAUCGUUAGAUGUUUAAUUUUAUUCAAUUUCAAAAGAUUAAUAAUAAUGAAAUUAGUACAUAAAUAACAACUUACUCAUAUUAUAAUUAGUAAUCUACAUGUUAACUAUAAGAAAUACUUGUUUUAUUAUGUAUUUCAUUAUACUUACUGAUGCACAAAUAUAUGUAUUUAAUAUUUUUA
Molecule: messenger RNA, 1296 nt
Organism: Daktulosphaira vitifoliae (grape phylloxera)
Lineage: Eukaryota; Metazoa; Arthropoda; Insecta; Hemiptera; Phylloxeridae
Exons: 2
Coding region: 181-723 (180 amino acids)
Biological process (GO): cellular response to hydrogen peroxide
Source: RefSeq, a predicted model, not a curated record